AUGCCGGCAGCCGCUCGUCCCUCCACUAGUACCCGCAGCGGCGGCUUCCAGCAGCGCAGCUACGCGCCGUGCGUCUCGACCACCAGCGACAUGGCGCGCACGAACGCGCUGGCUGACCGCAACACGAUCGUGGACAUGGGGCUGCGACUGGGGCGCUUCGUGCUGUGCGUGACGCUGGCGCUGGUCUUUGCCUUUGGGUUUGCGCUGCUCACGAGCAACAAAAAGACACUCACGUACGUGUACGAGCGCAGAGGGCCGUCCAAUAUGACGCUGUCGACCAAGGCAGCAUUCGUCGUGGAGAACUACAACACUCUGUUUGGGUACAUUUUGUUCGCAGGCGGCAAGAUCUUUGAAGUCUUUUGCGAGACACUUAUUUUCCCGACGCUAGCCACGUACUUGCACAACUGCUGCUUGUAUCCAGGCGACCAACCCGCGCGGAUGCACUCGGUCACGAAGGCGCGAUGCAUAUUCUGGGGCCUCAAGACGGUCAUUAUACUCAUGAACGUUGGCUUCACGAGUGUCUACGUGGGCCAAACGACGCUAAGCCCCACUCCUUUGUCUCCACGACGUCUAGAAGCGCUGUCUCGAACGUCGAUACAGAUGGAGACGCCGUUUACGAUCAACUAUCACACGGACUUACUACACUCAAUUUUGCGGACGUCGGGAACAGGUGUCACAGCACCAUUUACGCAUGAAGACACCUGCUUACAGGCAGGGCGAAGCACGAGAGACGCAGCGCUACAGUGGGAGACGUUGGCUGACGACGUAGACACGACGUCAGUGAGCUUCAGCUUUCCGCCGCACGCGUGGAACGCGGCGUUGCUUUCGUCGGAUGCACUUACGCCAACGAGGACUGUGGAAGUGUCUUUGCGCGACAGUUUAGCGAAUCCAGAAACGUAUGCAGUUACUGGCGACUGGGAUACUGCUGAACUGUACUCGAUCUUCCAGCAGAGUGUACAAAAACUGGGUCUGGCGGGCGCUGUAGCUAACGCAGAAAUGCCCACAACAUUGGGAAAGUUGAUCGGCAUGAUUGCGGAAGACCUGAGGGUGAUUUUACCUGCUAGGGCUCAUCUGCGUGAUCUGGUUCUGCGUGUGGAGCACCGCAAAGUGGCAGAAGCUGUAGAAUUUACCACUGUGCAAUUGGUCGUCCCAUUGGAAGCUGACAGGAAUGGAGACGUGCUGUGCGGCGUUUCAGGGUGUGUCUUUGUCACAUCGAAGAGCGUUUUAGAGGAGCUUCAGUUGCAACCUAGCGUGUCGAUCGCGUCGUACACGAAAGGCGUAGACUCCGCGCUUGUCUGUGGCACUUCGAACCACUAUGUGCUGGAUUUGGAAAAUGCUGAACGGAUACCACAGGAAGUGCUGACGCUUUCACUGAGUAAACUAGCGUGGCAGCUGAACUCCCUUCAUGUUCGAUACGACGCUGCGUGUGCACGUGACGAUGAAUCAUUGUGCUUCGGCUUGAGUCUGCCUUUUGCAAAAGGUGACAAUGUGCUGCUCGUGGGCAAGGAACAGCUGUUGACACAGCAUGCGGUACGCUUGUAUGCCCUUGUGACACUGCAUGCAGCCACGAUUCCAGGUAUCAGGCGCUCUGAUGCACUGACGUCAUGGUACCGUCUGGUAUCACCCGACGGCCAACUUGUGCGUCUAAGCUCGUCUGGGUGCACUUCACUUGUGGAUGCAUACCUGAAUCAUCUUGAGCGCAAUCAAUUUUACCUGGACGGCCGGCGAACUCAAGACAUGUUCUCUGCAGCGCUCUUCUAUUUGCUGCAGCGUGGAGUUCCAAUGUCGGUUGAAGAUGUCAUGUUGCGGAGACGUCUCGCGUCAUCCGCCGCGAUGACGUCGAAUGACUCAAUUGUUGGCAAUAGCUUUGCCGCUGCUGCUACAACAGACAUUGAAGUGAACGUCCCUACUGCGACGGCUAUAGUAACGGUGGCAGGAUGUAUUUUCAUCGUCCUGCUGAUGAUGUCAGUGAUUUACUUGCCGACGUCUCGGGUGAAGCUGUCGCCGGACACGACGCCAGCCGCACAGUACGUGCAGGUCCUGACCGACGAUCUGUAUCCCGACUUGGUUCACAAGAAGCGGCUGCGUUUCGCCAACGGCGACUGCCUUCUCUUUAAUGAGUACGUCGUCGACGCGAUCGUAUUGCACGCGAAGCGCGACCAGACGAAGAAGAUUUACUUGUAA
Messenger RNA from Hyaloperonospora brassicae, 2184 nucleotides. NCBI's taxonomy places the organism in Eukaryota, Oomycota, Peronosporomycetes, Peronosporales, Peronosporaceae. The record is from the annotation of a GenBank genome assembly.